Molecule: messenger RNA, 1035 nt
Organism: Haemonchus placei
Lineage: Eukaryota; Metazoa; Nematoda; Chromadorea; Rhabditida; Trichostrongylidae
Source: the annotation of a GenBank genome assembly
AUGACAAAGUCUUCACUUGAUACUUGGAAUUAUGCAUUGUUCUCACUUGAGUGCGCUCUCAACGUCGCAUUCUUUCCAGUUGUUCUAUUGGUUUUCUAUAUUUGCAUAUCACAAAUGAAUUUGCAUCGUAACUUCAGGGUCACCUUGUUCCUUAUAGCUGUUGGAUACCUUAUUUCCGAUAUAACUCGUAUAAUUAUCAUUAUAUCGCGUAUGUGUUGCAUUGCAUUGGAUAAUCCAUCCAAUAUGAUGACAUUAAUCCUGGUCCAAGGUAGUGGCAUGUAUCUAUCUAUGUUUGCAUGGUUACUACUGAUUAUUGAAAGGGCUAUCGCGUCAGUAUUUGUUGGUGUUUAUGAGGUUCAGUUCAGAGGUUAUGUAGCACCUGCGAUACUUUCUGGAGCUGUGCUCAUGCUGACGGCUGUACUUCUGAUUUUAUCGUCUUUUCUGAGUGCAGACAUGAACUUCAUCAUAAUGGGAAUGCAGAUAGGGAUUGUGGCACUUUCUUUCACGGCCUUGAUUGUGAUUAUCAUUUUCAACAAGGCCUCGUACAAAAAACGACAUGAUGCACGGAUUCAAUUAGCCAGUCGAUACCAACUGGAUGAGAAUAUUCGGGUCGGAAGGUAUCUGAUCCCAGUCGCCUGUAACGAUAUGUUGACGAAGGAGCAAAUUCAACGUGAUGCCUAUUGCCACUUUGCUGACCCUUUUGAAAUCCAUCUAGAAGCUUUUAUCUGUUUAGCUUGUUUUAAAGUGAAAAAUGAAGUGUGUCGAAUCUCUCAACGUCUAGAGAUACUGUUCCUUAUGCUGAUAACAUAUUCGAUUUUCUUUACGGACAUCCCUCUUGGACAGGACACUACUCAUCUUAGUCAUGCCUAUGACCUGUUAUCGGCAUAUCAACGAAUGUUUUUUGGUCUAGCCUUGACCAUACGCAGUGAGAAGUUCGAUCACAUUAUGAAACGCAACAAAAGAACGGCUGCAGCGGUCCAAAAUCAAAUUGCUGCAACUUCUAACUAUUAUGAUGAAUUGAAACAUAUGUGGUGA